AGUGGAGGGGAAGAUGGUCACCAGGACAGAGGGUCAAAUUGAUGACUCUCUAAUUGGUGGCAAUGCCUCUGCUGAAGGUCCUGAGGGAGAUGGAACAGAAGCCACGGUCAUAACUGGUGUUGAUAUAGUAAUAAACCACCACCUUCAGGAAACCAGCUUUACAAAAGAAUCCUACAAGAAGUACAUCAAGGACUACAUGAAAGCAAUCAAAGCCAGACUUGAGGAACACAAGCCAGAGAGAGUAAAGCCUUUUAUGACAGGGGCUGCAGAACAAAUCAAACACAUCCUCGCUAACUUCAAAAACUACCAGUUCUUUGUAGGAGAGAACAUGAAUCCAGAUGGUAUGGUGGCUCUCCUGGAUUUCCGUGAGGAUGGUGUGACCCCAUAUAUGAUUUUCUUUAAGGACGGCUUAGAAAUUGAGAAAUGUUAACAAAUCAAGCAGUAUGGUUUUGGAUCACUCGUCUUCAUAGCUGGCUGCUGUUUCUUCUUCAUCGGCACAACACCAGGAAUUGGCAAUGUCUAACAACUGGACUGAUGUCAUCUUGAGCUUUAUUCACUUAUUUUGACCCUGAUUUGGAGUGGAGGCAUUGUUUUAAAAAAAGAAAAAAACAAACAUCUGUCAUGUAGGUUGUCUAAA
This is a messenger RNA of Egretta garzetta (little egret), 637 nucleotides long. RefSeq names its product tumor protein, translationally-controlled 1 (gene TPT1). The record is from RefSeq and is a predicted model, not a curated record. Gene Ontology annotation, cellular component: cytoplasm. The transcript is spliced from 6 exons. Lineage: Eukaryota; Metazoa; Chordata; Aves; Pelecaniformes; Ardeidae. Gene Ontology annotation, molecular function: calcium ion binding. Bases 14 to 430 code for a protein of 138 amino acids.